Penicillium alfredii is the source of this 2982-nucleotide messenger RNA. RefSeq lists its product as uncharacterized. Bases 1 to 2982 code for a protein of 993 amino acids. The record is from RefSeq and is a predicted model, not a curated record. The transcript is spliced from 2 exons. Lineage: Eukaryota; Fungi; Ascomycota; Eurotiomycetes; Eurotiales; Aspergillaceae.
AUGCGGCCGCUGGCCACCCUGACCCCGGCAUCGCAAGACCCUCACUUUCACAUCGUCAUCUGCCAUCGAAUCCUCGAGAUGAGUCAACUGAUCAAGGAGGAUUCCGUGGCUUCUUUCGAAGACGCAGCGAUAGCCUGCCGCCAUCAGAUCCAGCCAGAUCUCCUAGAAACCAUUGAUGGCGGUCGCCAUGACCCUCGCCAGAGCUCCGAGCCGCUGCCUGGAGGUGAUGCUGAGCCAAAGCAACCGGGGAAUAUCCAAGACCUGCUUGAAUACAGACUGGAUAUGGCGGGCACGCCGAAGAAUACUCUGGCGAAUGCCAAAGCCAGUCUGCCAAAUGGAACCCUAACAAAGAAGGAUAUCAAGGCAAUACUAUCAGGAGCGCCCCAUUUCCUGCUCGAACGAGGCAAACAUGGGCACUGGUAUCCGCAAGUGAUCUUCCCCUGGGACGAGCAUAAUCCAUCCAUCCAGCGCAUGGGAGAUCGCAAACCAUUGCCCCAUGCAUCAUUUACCCUGAGCACCCUUCACGCGCACUUACCGGUCCCCGAUGAUUGGGCCGUCAAGGGCGGGGUGCCCAUUCGAUUGCACGACUGGACUCGAACAGGUGCAUGCAAUAGGGCAACCUUUGAUAUCGGAGUGUUCGAGGUGCCAAACAUGCUUUCCAACAAUGGCAGGGAGCCGGGGACGAUCGGGUUUCGGCAUUUCUUGGAACUGUCGGUUGCGGAUGCUGUUCGAUAUGUCGGCCCCGAAGAGCCCAGACAACCCCCAAACUUCCGACGAGUCUCGACUCUCCCUGCCUCUGAAGCAUUCGAAUUGAUGGAGAGCUUCAACAAGCCCUACACUCAGUGUCAGAGUGGAGCGGUGCACGACCGACAUCGGCUCAUCUGUCAAGGUCCUUCGGGCUGGAAGCGCAUUGGAGUGCGAGAUAUCAAUCUUCGCACCCUGGUCAAACGGCUAGACCAUCUGCGAGAAUUCCGACAUGACAUGCUCCGCGACGGCUCGACGAAAACAAUUCUGGAUAUCGAGAGCCCACAUGAGCUGCACUGCAUUUUGCACACGAACUUUCUUCACCCUCGUCCGCCGCCUUCCGAGGUGAUGCCGGGCCACCCCCAAAGCCUCAAAUCGCAGAUCAAAACGUUGGCGAUAGUGUUGGCCACACCAGGGGCAUGGAUUGAUUUCAGUCUGCCAGAGUGGCGUUUUCGGGCUGGCCAAGCCCUGUGGGAGACGCCGCCGCAUGAGGACGGAGACUGUCUCGAACCCAGUUCGUGCGGUGAAGGGGCACCGCGAGAGUCGUCAGCGAAGGCGGGUCUAGAGCGCAAAUGGUUUUUGAUCCAAAUGCUGCUGGCGGCGGAGCUCCUGCUUCGUUUAGACGCGUUUGUCCGCGUAGAUAUGCUGCAUGAUUUGCAUGGCGGCCAAAUCACGAUGCAGGGGCUCCGUCAUUUUGACAAGCUGCGAACAGGAAAAGUGAACUGGGAUCUGGUCGUUGUGCGUCGCUUCUUCGACAGUCUCGACAUCACCUGUGCCUCGCCGCAGAAUUCAAACGGCGUUCCACAGCAGCCUUCCACCAAUCAAUUGCCCGAGAAGCCUCGCCGGUUUUCCUUGUUGGAUGCUAUCACCCGCCGCGGCUCGUCAGCUCCAGUUGUCGACCUGCGAUCCGCCUGGGAAUGUCAAUUGAGCUCCUCGCACGUUCGACAGCAACUGGAGGGGCUGUACGUCUUCGCAGAGAACAUUGGAUGGCCCAGACUCGAUACUCUCAAGGCUACCUUGGAACAAAAGCUGGGCAGUAGCCACAACCCUGUCCUCCCGGACUUGGAGUUUGACGGCCGAGCGAGCUUAGAAACCCCCCCAGACUUGGUUGCGAUGCAAGUAGCAAAGGCCGAAAUGUACACCCGGAGCUCGUCUAGGCGACGAGUACGACUCCACAGCUCUUGUGCUGAUGACGGUGACCCGCACAGACAGACAACACUUGGCUGGAUUUCUCGCAGUUGGCUUUCCGGGUUUGUGAUCCCGGGGGAGGGCAUUAGCCAUCUUCUCAUGGCGACCCUUCUAGAGAACGACGCAGAUGCAUUGGAGCGGCUAGGAACGAUGGCCAGUCUUUAUGGCGGGUUUGUGUACAGAGGCCAGAGCUGGUGGAGCAAAGCAUGCAUUGUUGGUCGUGUUUUGUCCAGCUCUGAAGGAGCUAAAACAUGUAUGGGAUGGAUUGGGAGCAAGCUGCUUCCUCACGAUACGACUACGUUGAAGAGCUUUGAGGGUGGAUGGUUCGAGGUCGUCACCCGCGAGGUGGUGACGAGCUCGAGCAAACCUCGAAUCAGACAGGGAGGCAAGCUUGCCAUGGAGUCAUCCCCAUUGGGAGUGGGUGACAUCGCCGCGAAGGAAUUUACGCUUCCCACAGAUCAAGCUGCCCCAGACAAAUUCACGGUAACCCUGGAGGCGCUGUCCCUGGCCGUGGAUGGGAGCCGACCACCCCACGGCCAAGGUAUCACAGUCACCAGUGAGGUGUCAGUCUCACUCUCCCUUAAGGGCACAGAUCCCAUGGAAUCCCCGCGAAUGAUUUCAAUGCCCCUCAGGUAUAACGUGCGGUUCAUUUCUGCUCAACAGUGUCGGCCUCCGCUGGGGUUUGCGUCCAGCUCCUUUCGUCAGGAAGACGACCCCACACAAGCGACUCCAGACUCAUCCAAAUAUACACGUCUCCCAGGUCACCCAUUACACCGGUCUUAUGAAUAUCGACACGUCCCACUGGCCUCCCUUCCGGAUACCCCAGCGCCGCAAUCAAAGUCGGCUUCUCGGGACGAGUUCGAGAGAGCCCAGGAGGUUUAUAUCGUCGACGCGCGAGGAGGACAAGCCAAGGAAACAUUUGCUCGAGCAUGGUGUGCUUCGGUCGGGUGUCAUGCCAUUAUUAGUCGAUCCGGACGGACGUGUGUUGCGUGUUGUAUCAGGGAAGCGAGGGCCAUCGAUGUUCCGGUGGUGGUCCGCGUGAGCGACUAA